AAUCCAGACACGCCAGCUGAUCUGGAGUCUGACUUAUGGAGUGGAAAGCUUAAGAACACAACACAGGCUGAUCUAGGAACAGUUUCAAGAUAAACCGGCUAGAGGUGGAGCUGCAUUUUUUUUGAAAGUGCACUCCUUUUAGAAGUAGCAAUAACGCAAAUAGCUCACAUACCGCGUACUUGAGGGCAGGAACCACUGCUUUGGGGUUUUAAACUUGUUUUUCUUCAACAAACCUGUGUGUUGACUCUCGAUGACUUUGAUGCCGUGAAGUAAAGACUCGAUACAUGAAGGAGUAGGCGGCCGCCCCGCACGUCCGGCGUGUCCCGGUGACAAAAACACUGGACUGACUGAAUGGGCGGAAUGUCAGUCAAAAAGACGCCUGAAACAGUUUAGUUGGAGCUGACGUCGUUUUCCAACUUGAAGCACGAGUUUACACGCUGGAAGAGGCGCAGUCACCGCGGGGCGAUGCUUCGUCUCACGCACCCACAACAUGUGACAUGAUCCCGCCGGGAAAGCCAGCCAGCGAGUCCAGCAACGACAUCAUGUUGGUCCGGAGCUCGCAGGUGAAGGGCAAGGCCAAGGUGUUGCACGCCGUGGUGGUCAUCUUCCUGGAGUUCUUCGCCUGGGGACUGCUGACCACGCCCAUGUUGACUGUCCUCCACGAGACGUUCCCUCAGCACACCUUCCUGAUGAACGGACUCGUCCAAGGCGUCAAGGGCUUCCUGUCCUUCCUGUCGGCGCCUCUGAUCGGCGCGCUGUCGGACAUCUGGGGGAGGAAGUCCUUCCUCCUCCUCACCGUCUUCUUCACGUGUGCACCCAUCCCCUUCAUGAGGAUCAGCCCCUGGUGGUACUUUGCUCUCAUCUCCGUGUCGGGAAUCUUCGCCGUGACCUUCUCGGUGGUGUUCGCCUACGUGGCUGAUGUCACCGACGAGCAGCAGAGGAGCACCGCGUAUGGCCUGGUGUCCGCCACGUUCGCCGCCAGCCUGGUGACCAGCCCAGCCAUCGGGGCGUACCUGUCGGCCAAAUACGGCGACAGCCUGGUGGUCCUGGUCGCCACGGUGAUCUCGGUGGCCGACAUCGCCUUCGUCUUCCUGGCGGUACCCGAGUCGCUGCCCGACAAGAUGCGUCUGACGUCAUGGGGGUUUCCCAUUUCCUGGGAGCAGGCCGACCCCUUUGCUUCGCUGCGCCGUGUGGGGAAAGACUCCACCGUGCUGCUCAUCUGCGUCACCGUCUUCCUGUCCUACCUGCCAGAGGCGGGACAGUACUCCAGCUUCUUCCUCUACCUGAGACAGGUCAUCGACUUCUCUCCCGCCGCCAUCGCCGCCUACAUCGCCAUGGUGGGCGUCCUGUCCAUCAUUGCUCAGACGCUGCUCCUCAGCGUGCUGAUGAGGACCAUCGGCAACAAGAACACGGUUCUCCUCGGUCUGGCCUUCCAGCUGUUCCAGCUGGCCUGGUACGCCUUCGGCUCUGAGCCCUGGAUGAUGUGGGCGGCGGGAACGGUGGCGGCCAUGUCGUCCAUCACAUUCCCAGCAGUCUCCGCCCUCGUGUCACACAGCGCCGCCCCCGACCAGCAAGGUGUGGUUCAGGGCAUGAUCACAGGGAUCCGUGGUCUGUGUAACGGUUUGGGUCCUGCACUUUACGGCUUCAUCUUUUUCCUGUUCAACGUGGAACUUAGUGACGUGCAGCCGGCGACUGCCAGACCCAGCCAACACGUGAAGAAAUCGAGCGUUCCCGGGCCGCCCUUCCUCUUCGGAGCAUGCGCGGUGGUCUUCGCCCUCAUCGUGGCCGUCUUCAUCCCCGAGCGCCCGCCGCCGGGCGACAUUAAGACCUGCUCGGCCAGGAAGUCCAGCAGCACGCCCGCCGCCUACGCUCAGGACGCCGGCCCUCUGGCCACGCCCACCAGCGACGCCGAGGACAUUGAGCCGCUCUUGCAGGACAGCAGCUUGUGAUGGACAGCCAGCACCUUUGUAUCUUUUUCAUAUCCGGCAGAAGUCAAGGGACACAUGGUUACCGUGGCAACUGCCAAAGGGGUCAUGUGACUGACGACAUGAAGGAACAAUCUGACUGUGGUCACAUGACCUGCUCACGACGUAAAGACUUUAAUUUCUUUCAUCACAAUAAAAAUAUUUAACAAG
Nerophis ophidion (straightnose pipefish) is the source of this 2135-nucleotide messenger RNA. RefSeq names its product major facilitator superfamily domain containing 14Bb (gene slc71a2b). The transcript has 12 exons. Gene Ontology annotation, molecular function: transmembrane transporter activity. The coding region runs from base 498 to 1949 and encodes 483 amino acids. The record is from RefSeq and is a predicted model, not a curated record. Lineage: Eukaryota; Metazoa; Chordata; Actinopteri; Syngnathiformes; Syngnathidae. Gene Ontology annotation, cellular component: membrane. Gene Ontology annotation, biological process: transmembrane transport.